This is a messenger RNA of Galleria mellonella (greater wax moth), 2362 nucleotides long. It is a transcript of the gene hry, whose product is annotated as protein hairy. Gene Ontology annotation, cellular component: nucleus. The coding region runs from base 194 to 994 and encodes 266 amino acids. The record is from RefSeq and is a predicted model, not a curated record. Lineage: Eukaryota; Metazoa; Arthropoda; Insecta; Lepidoptera; Pyralidae. Gene Ontology annotation, molecular function: RNA polymerase II cis-regulatory region sequence-specific DNA binding; DNA-binding transcription factor activity, RNA polymerase II-specific; protein dimerization activity. The transcript has 4 exons. Gene Ontology annotation, biological process: regulation of transcription by RNA polymerase II; anterior/posterior pattern specification; regulation of neurogenesis.
CCCAGAUCUGCCGAGCGGCAACGCGACUCGCGACAGUCGCGCGUCGACAGCGAUACAAGGUGUACGUACUUGUUGCUAUUAGAUAUAGUGGACGCUGCACGCACUUUCGUGCUGCCGUACAUCACUCUGUUACGUAGGUAACAUCAUCGAUAUGCUGUGACUGUUAAAACUUGAGUGAUAAGUUAUAAACAAUAUGGUGACUGGUAUUGCUGGGAGCCCCCAACAGGGUGCUUCCAACCCCGUGAUGGUGGUGAACGGAAACAUGAGCCCGCCGGCCGUGCAGGCAGAUCAGAAGAAGUCCAGUGAUAACAGAAGGAGUAAUAAGCCCAUUAUGGAGAAACGAAGGCGCGCGCGCAUCAACAACUGUCUCAACGAGUUGAAAGCUCUCAUCUUGGAUGCCAUGAAAAAAGAUCCGGCCCGACAUUCAAAGUUAGAGAAAGCUGACAUCUUAGAAAUGACAGUGAAGCACUUGGAAGGGCUGCGCUCUGAAGGUGCAGGAUCGCCAGAUCGGUUUCGGGCGGGAUACAGGCACUGUGUAUCCGAAGUAGCCAAGUUUCCAGGCUUGGAUACUGGGCUAAGGAAACGCCUAGUAAAACAUCUUGAGACUUGUGCCUCUAGCUCAAAAUCUGUGAGAGCACCGACACCACCUUCAGAUCCCGAAGACGUUACUGCUUCUACUCAUUCUACAAUUUUUAUUUCCGCUGGUCCUGGAUCAGGCGUUCGGGUGGUACCCACGAGAUUGGCAAAUGGGGACAUCGCCCUUGUCCUACCUGCUGGUGUUAGCGCUAGUACUCUAGGAGCUGUUCCAACAUUAGUGCCAUUAUCACCUAGAGACGCCUCAUCAUCAUCAGUUUCAUCAGAGCCCAGAUGCUUUUCCCCAGCUAGUUCAGGGUGGGGUUCACCACCUCCCACAAUUGAAGACCCGCAGCGUGCUCCUUUGGCUCUCGUAACUAGAAGACCACCGUCAGAAGACAAACCUUGGCGGCCAUGGUGACACUUCCUCCAUUCCAUUAAUUGGAUUCUGUGAUAUAAUUUAAAUUUUGUACAUAAUGUCAAGAGUGUAUGUUGUUGAGAAAAUAUUAAAGUUCCUAGCAUAACAUUAUUUUAUAUACCUAGAGGAAAACAUGAAAUAUUAGUUGAUUUUAUUGAAGUUACUCAUAUACAUAUGGUCAGUUUUUGAGUGAUACUUUAGAUUUUAUGAAUGAGAGAAUUAAGUACAUUAUCAUAAGUGAAAGUAGAUUGCUACGUGUACAUUUGUGGAAGACAUCUGAUGCAGUAUUUUAUGUAUGUAAUAACUAAUAAGGAAACAGCCCCAUAUGUUGUUGUUGUAUUACAUUACUAUUAUUCUUUUAGGACUUAGUGCCAUGUACCUAUUUAGGUUUGUUUAGUGAACCAUUAUUAUAAUAAUUUACAAUUUAGUUGACAGAUUUUAUUAUUGAUUAUUAAAUACUUACUCGUACAUACUAGUAAUAGUGCCUAUUUAUUUAUUUUAAUUAUUAUUUUCAUUGAUACUAUUGAAAUAGUUAAAACAGUACAUAGAUGAAUUCUGUGUGCCUUAUACAGCAAAAUCGUAUAGUCUUCCAUAUAGUAUAGAUAAAUACCUAUUUAGUUUCUACUUCAUUUAGUAAAGCUAAAUUCAAAGAUAUUUUAUAUUUUUAUUGUAACGAUAAUAGCUUAUUAAAUAGUUUUAAUUUUAAUUUAUAAAUAACAAAGUUCAUUUACAAACAAUCUAGAUAAGACAUAAUUGUGUUUGUAGAAUAAUUCAAAUAGCGUAUUCUGUAUGGUUUUUUUUGCAUUUUUAUUAUAAACCUAUUUGAGAAUAUUAAUACAACUUUCUUUGAUGUUAAUAAGAUUCAUAUAGGUACAAAUGAUAUAGAUAGGGAGGUUGUAGCUAUAUUUAUGUAAAAUAUUACCUAUACUACUAUAUAAACAUUUAAUUUUAUCGCGAAACAAAAAUGUUGAAUAAUUUAGUGUUACCGAUGUACCAGUAAGUAGUAAUAAUUGUCUUCCUUUACCAGUUACCGUAUUUGGGCACUCAAUUAUUUUUACAUACUUUAGUUCGAGUGUGUAAUUAUGUUCUGUAAAACAUAAUAAGAUAAAUUAGCAAACGCUUUUAAUUUUAUGGGUAAAUUCAAUGCGUAAAGAUAUAUUAUCAUACCAUAUGUUUUUUAUUAUUUCAUUUUACGUACAACUUUAAUUAUAAAAAGUAACAUUCAUUUGUCGUUUGCUUAAAUGUUUAAGAAAAAAUAACGUGAUAUUAUUUUAAGAAACUGUAUAAUAAUGAAAAAUUAAAAUAUGUUGAUGCAUGUACCUAAAAUAUGCCAUUAAUGUAAAAAUAAAUAUACAUUUGAGUACAUAUUUA